Messenger RNA from Dracunculus medinensis (Guinea worm), 276 nucleotides. NCBI's taxonomy places the organism in Eukaryota, Metazoa, Nematoda, Chromadorea, Rhabditida, Dracunculidae. The record is from the annotation of a GenBank genome assembly.
AUGCAUAAAUAUCAACAAUUUACGUUCAUAGACGCAAACCGAUUCAGUAAAUGGUUUAAAUUAACCAUAACCAUUUUAGCAUUCAAAUUAAGAAUAACCAUUUUAGCAUUCAAAUUCAUCAAACGCAUAACAAAAAAUUCGAGUGAUGACCUCUCAUAUAUAACAAUGAAGGAAGUAGACACAGAUCGACAAAUCUCAAUUAGACAAGCACAAUUUGAAGAUUUCAACGACAAUGAAAUAACUAAAUGGAAUUUUUACUAUGAUGAAUAUGAAUAA